AUGUCACACCUCUUACUAUUCACAUUUCGCAAACUCCUCAACACCUUCAUCUAUACCGCAAGAAACGAUCCACUACUCGCCAACGCCCAUGGACUCUUCCAAGAGAGUCCUACCGAACCACCCCAAAAUGCUCUAGAAUUGACCUUGACCAUUCUAGGAAUGUCCCUCGACUUCAUAAUCCGCUACAUCAUCGGCAACCUCGUAAUGUCCCUCCUCAUCCUCGAGACCAUCGACAGCAACCCUCCCAAUCCCCACAAGGACAAAGACAAGGACGACAACAAGAAAUCACAACCAAAGCCUACCACCCGCAACCUGCGCCAAACCCUCACCACCUUCCACCGCGAAAAGGGACUUAUAUCCCUCAUCAACGGCUUCCAUUACACCAUCUACUACCAUCUAAGAUACUUCAUAGUAACAGGCAUGCUCACAUCGCCUAUCGCACGCUUCCCUGAACCUCUCGCACACAUCAUCGCUUCUGUCGCUCUCGCCGAAUUCCAUUUCUUCCGGACAGCAGGAGCUAUCCUCCCUCCCGCUGAGCAGAUGCGCUACGUGCCUCUUGGUCUUGAUUAUUAUCGGUGGAAUGCUCUUCUAUUGCCGACGCUGCUUUAUGCCUUAGCUGAGUCGAUCAUGAUGUAUGUGCCGGGACUACUUCUUGCUCCUGUUCGAUUCGAUGGGGUACUGCUGCUGCAGCCGGAGGACUUGACGGAUGUUACAUCCCUCGUGAGAUCUGAUAUUCUUGUCGCGGGACUUAUGCUCGUUGCUCAGGUUGUGGUUUUGUUCCCGGCGUAUAUUGUGCUUGUUGUGGUGGAGGGGAGCUUGGUGCCGGGGGAUUGUGAGACGUUGAUACCUUUGCCGGAGGAGGAGGGUGCGCGGGAUAAGAAGAUGGGGGAUGGUGAUGAUCAGAUUGUUUUGUGGAAGGAGAAUGAGGAUGAGGAUGAGGAUGAGGAGUACCCAAAGCAGCAAGGCAGGCUCGUCAAAGACCUCUUCAGGUUACCGGGACCGUUGCAUGUGCUUGAUGUGGUGGAGAUGAUUAGUGUGAGACAGUUGCUGUAUUGUUUGGAGUUGCAUGGGAAGAUGUGUUUGUGUGUGGUGGGGGUUGCUACGGUGGUGCAGUCGGUGGUGUAUUUGGUGUCGUAG
Aspergillus tubingensis is the source of this 1137-nucleotide messenger RNA. RefSeq names its product glyoxalase-like domain family protein. The record is from RefSeq and is a predicted model, not a curated record. The coding region runs from base 1 to 1137 and encodes 378 amino acids. NCBI's taxonomy places the organism in Eukaryota, Fungi, Ascomycota, Eurotiomycetes, Eurotiales, Aspergillaceae. The transcript is spliced from 2 exons.